GUUACAUGUGUUCUUCUUUCUCACCUAAACUCUUCGAAACUCACGCUUCUUGAAUCAAUUUUGAAACAUAUAAUACAUAUUUUUCUUUCGAUUUUCAGUCUCUAAUCACACAAAACGAAGUUUAAUCAUGACGGAAACAAUGGUUGAGAUCUCAGAAGAUGAGAAGAGAUUAACAAAGCUUUGCUCUCUAAAGAAGAAGGCAAUAAAUGCAACGAACAAGUUUAAGCACUCCAUGACCAAGAGAGGUCGAAGGCAUAGCCGUGUGAGAUGCGUCUCAAUCGUCGAUGAAAUCGAUACAGAGGAGUUGCGACAGGUUGAUGCUUUCCGUCAAGCUCUUAUACUAGAGGAGCUGCUUCCCUCGAAACAUGAUGAUCAUCACAUGAUGCUUAGGUUCUUGAGGGCAAGAAAGUUUGAUAUUGAAAAGGCCAAACAAAUGUGGGCUGAUAUGCUUAACUGGAGGAAAGACUAUGGUGCAGAUACCAUCAUGGAGGACUUUGAUUAUGGAGAGAUCGAUGAAGUGGUUAAGUACUAUCCACAAGGGUAUCAUGGUGUUGACAAGGAAGGCAGACCUGUCUAUAUUGAGAGGCUAGGCCAAGUUGAUGCCGUGAAGCUCAUGAAAGUGACAACAAUAGAUAGGUACGUGAAGUACCAUGUGAAAGAGUUUGAGAAGACUUUCACCGUCAAGUUCCCUGCUUGUUCCAUUGCUGCUAAGAGACACAUUGAUCAGAGCACAACGAUCUUGGAUGUUCAAGGCGUGGGGUUAAAUAACUUCAACAAAGCUGCAAAAGAUCUCCUCCAGAGUAUUCAGAAAAUCGACAAUGAUAACUACCCCGAGACUCUGAACCGUAUGUUCAUCAUCAAUGCUGGUUAUGGGUUUAGGCUUGUGUGGAACGGAGUGAAAUCUUUCCUUGACCCAAAGACUACAGCCAAGAUUCACGUAAAGCUUUCCUGAAAGACUAUACUUUGUGUUUACUUGAUCUAAAAGUUAGUAAAAAAAAAAAAAACAUUAUUUCUGUUGAUUAAUGGCAGGUUCUUGGUAAAAAACAUUAUUUUUUUAUA
This is a messenger RNA of Brassica oleracea var. oleracea, 1059 nucleotides long. RefSeq names its product phosphatidylinositol/phosphatidylcholine transfer protein SFH2. The transcript has 5 exons. The record is from RefSeq and is a predicted model, not a curated record. The coding region runs from base 128 to 952 and encodes 274 amino acids. NCBI's taxonomy places the organism in Eukaryota, Viridiplantae, Streptophyta, Magnoliopsida, Brassicales, Brassicaceae.